Molecule: messenger RNA, 9152 nt
Organism: Zonotrichia albicollis (white-throated sparrow)
Lineage: Eukaryota; Metazoa; Chordata; Aves; Passeriformes; Passerellidae
Source: RefSeq, a predicted model, not a curated record
AUGUUGUGUGUUAUUUUUUUUCAGGCAAGGCAGUGAAAUAAAGAGCUGUCGUACAGGAGAUAAGAAAAGAAGGAAAAGUAAAGAGAGAGAUCAACUUUCUCAGAAGUUAUUUAUACAAAGGUGUUGCUUGAGAGUUGAAUGAACAGUCCUUUGUACUUUCUUUAAAGGAUCAAUAUUUCAAGAUGUGUGAAGGAGAAGGGUCGAACUGACAAGCUGUCUUGAUGCACUGGUAUUCUAACUAUGACUGGAUUGACUGAAAAUUGCCUCAAAGAAUAAGGUUUCUUGUCUAUAUUUACAUAACUACUGCAAGCUAUCUAGUCUUACGAAGUUGAACUUCAUUCUUCAAGUGUGAUUUACUCAGUACAGCUUAAAAUCAUGAUGAAAAAGAUGAGCAUAUCUACAAGCAAAACUUCCCUGGUCCUCUUUCUGUGCCAAAUUAUUUCUGCACUGGAUGUACCUCUUGACUCAAAACUUCUUGAAGAAUUGUCACAACCUCCUACGAUAACUCAGCAAUCUCCAAAAGAUUACAUUGUUGACCCUCGAGAGAAUAUUGUAAUACAGUGUGAAGCCAAAGGAAAGCCACCUCCUAGCUUCUCCUGGACGCGCAAUGGAACUCAUUUUGAUAUAGAUAAAGAUGCCCAGGUAACAAUGAAACCAAAUUCAGGGACUCUUGUCAUAAAUAUUAUGAAUGGUGGGAAAGCAGAAGCGUAUGAGGGAGUUUACCAGUGUACAGCAAGGAAUGAAAGAGGAGCAGCCAUUUCCAACAAUAUCGUUGUGAGGCCUUCUAGAUCGCCUUUGUGGACGAAAGAAAAGCUGGAACCAAAUCAUGUUCGCGAAGGUGAUUCCCUAGUGCUGCACUGCAGACCUCCUGUUGGCUUGCCACCACCUAUCAUAUUUUGGAUGGAUAAUGCUUUCCAAAGGCUGCCUCAAAGUGAAAGAGUUUCCCAAGGUCUAAAUGGAGAUCUUUAUUUUUCUAAUGUACAACCAGAGGACACCCGGGAGGACUAUAUCUGCUACGCAAGAUUUAAUCACACACAAACAAUACAGCAGAAACAACCCAUAUCUGUAAAAGUCUUUUCAAUGGAUUCAUUGAAUGACACUAUAGCUGCUAAUUUGAGUGACACUGAUAUUUUUGGUGCAAAGCCAGUUACAGAAAGGCAGCCAGUUCUUCUAACACCAACAGGUAGCACAAGUACCAAAGUGGAACUCAGAGGAAACGUGCUUUUGUUGGAGUGCAUUGCAGCAGGAUUACCCACACCAGUAAUCCGCUGGAUCAAGGAGGGUGGGGAACUGCCAGCCAACAGAACAUUUUUUGAAAACUUUAAGAAAACUCUCAAGAUUAUAGAUGUUUCAGAAGCUGACUCUGGGAACUACAAAUGUAUAGCAAGAAAUGCAUUAGGUUCAGUUCAUCAUGUGAUUUCAGUAACUGUGAAAGCUGCUCCGUACUGGAUAACAGCACCCAGAAACUUGGUAUUGUCUCCUGGAGAAGAUGGAACAUUGAUCUGCAGAGCUAAUGGCAACCCAAAGCCUAGUAUAAGCUGGUUAGCAAAUGGUGUUCCCAUAGCAAUUGCUCCAGAAGAUCCUAGCAGGAAGGUGGAUGGUGACACCAUUAUUUUCUCACAUGUGCAAGAAAGGUCAAGUGCUGUGUAUCAGUGCAAUGCUUCUAAUGAAUAUGGAUACUUGCUAGCAAAUGCGUUUGUGAAUGUUCUGGCCGAGCCACCAAGAAUUCUAACUCCUGCUAAUAAACUGUAUCAAGUCAUUGCAGACAGCCCUGCAUUGCUGGACUGUGCUUAUUUUGGGUCACCUAAGCCUGAAAUUGAAUGGUUCAAGGGAGUGAAAGGUAGCAUCUUGCGUGGAAAUGAGUACGUUUUCCAUGAUAAUGGAACCUUGGAAAUUCCAGUGGCUCAGAAGAAUAAUGCUGGUACAUACACAUGUGUAGCAAGGAAUAAAUUAGGAAAGAUACAAAAUGAGGUGCAGUUGGAAAUUAAAGAUCCAACAAUGAUCAUUAAACAGCCAGAAUACAAAGUGAUUCAGAGAUAUGGCCAGGUUUCUUUUGAGUGUAUAAUAAAACAUGAUUCUACCUUACUACCAACAGUUACAUGGUUGAAGGACAAUGAUGAACUGCCAGAUGAUGAAAGGUUUCUAGUUGGUAAAGACAACUUGACCAUUAUGAAUGUAACUGAUAAAGAUGAUGGAACAUACACUUGCAUAGUUAAUACUACUCUGGACAGUGUUUCAGCAAGUGCUGUGCUUACUGUUGUUGCUGCUCCCCCAACACCAGCUAUCAUUUACGCUCGGCCAAAUCCACCCUUUGACUUGGAGUUGACAGGUCAGCUAGAAAGAAGCAUUGAUCUCUCAUGGUUACCAGGGGAUGAAAACAACAGUCCCAUUACAAGCUUUGUGAUCGAGUUCGAGGACGCGCUGCACGAGCCGGGCGUGUGGCGCUACCAGACGGAGGUGCCUGGCUCCCAGACCACGGCGCAGCUCAAGCUGUCUCCCUACGUCAACUACUCCUUCCGCGUGAUCGCCGUCAACAGGAUUGGCAGGAGCCAGCCCAGUGAGCCGUCUGAGCAGUACCUGACAAAAUCUGCAAGCCCUGAUGAAAAUCCUGCUAAUGUACAGGGGAUAGGCUCAGAACCUGAUAAUUUGGUAAUAACAUGGGAGCCUUUAAAAGGUUUUCAGUCUAAUGGACCAGGGCUUCAGUACAAAGUCAGCUGGCGCCAGAAAGAUGUUGACGAUGAAUGGACAUCUGUUAUAGUUGCAAAUGUAUCUAAAUAUAUUGUGUCUGGUACACCAACUUUUGUUCCAUAUGAAGUAAAAGUGCAAGCUUUAAAUGACUUGGGGUAUGCACCAGAGCCAUCAGAGGUGAUUGGACAUUCAGGGGAAGACUUGCCAAUGGUUGCUCCAGGCAAUGUGCAGGUUCAUGUUAUUAACAGCACAUUGGCAAAGGUGCAUUGGGACCCAGUUCCACUAAAAAGUGUCCGAGGACACCUUCAAGGGUACAAAGUUUACUACUGGAAAGUGCAGAGUCUAUCCAGAAGGAGUAGACGACAUGUAGAAAAAAAGAUCUUGACUUUCAGGGGAAACAAGACUUUUGGAAUGUUACCAGGGCUAGAGCCCUAUAGUUCCUACAAGCUGAAUGUCAGAGUUGUUAAUGGUAAAGGAGAAGGACCAGCAAGCCCAGACAAAGUAUUUAAGACCCCUGAAGGAGUUCCUAGUUCACCUUCCUUUCUGAAGAUUACUAACCCAACAUUGGACUCUUUGACUCUGGAGUGGGGUUCACCCACCCAUCCAAAUGGUGUUUUGACAUCAUAUACACUGAAGUUUCAGCCAAUCAACAACACACAUGAGUUGGGUCCCUUGGUAGAGAUAAGAAUUCCUGCCAACGAGAGCAGCUUGAUAUUAAAAAAUUUAAAUUACAGCACCCGGUACAAGUUUUACUUUAACGCACAGACUUCAGUUGGAUCAGGAAGUCAGAUAACUGAGGAAGCAGUAACAAUUAUGGAUGAAGCUGGUAUUCUCCGCCCUGCUGUAGGUGCAGGCAAAGGAUAUUCAGAAAUCCUUUUUGCAACUUCCCCAGUCAUGCAUACUGUCCGUCCAACAUUCUAUAAGGUUCAACCACUUUAUCCAAGGAUCAGAAAUGUUACAACAGCUGCUGCUGAGACCUAUGCCAAUAUCAGUUGGGAGUAUGAGGGACCAGAUCAUGCGAACUUUUAUGUUGAAUAUGGUGUAGCAGGCAGCAAAGAAGAUUGGAAAAAAGAAAUUGUAAAUGGUUCUCGAAGCUUCUUUGUCUUAAAGGGUUUAACACCAGGAACAGCAUAUAAAGUCCGGGUUGGUGCUGAGGGCCUGUCUGGUUUUAGGAGUUCAGAGGAUGUGUUUGAGACAGGUCCAGCAAUGGCAAGCCGGCAGGUAGACAUCGCUACUCAAGGAUGGUUCAUUGGUCUCAUGUGUGCCGUUGCUCUUCUGAUCUUGAUUUUACUGAUUGUUUGCUUCAUAAGGAGGAAUAAGGGUGGCAAGUAUCCAGUGAAGGAAAAGGAGGAUGCACAUGCUGAUCCAGAAAUACAACCUAUGAAGGAAGAUGAUGGAACAUUUGGUGAAUACAGGUCCAUGUCUGCUUGGACAGGAAAGAAACUGGACAAGGAAAAGAGAACAAAAGGUAGCUGUGCCAAUUCUGCUGAAGCAAACCCUGUCUUUACCAAAGCAAAGUCUGUGAGAUCUGACAGACCCAACUUCUUCAGAAGGUCAGGGGAUCAAUACUCCAGCACCAGAUCAGAGACCUCCUACACCAGGAGGAGGGCUAGGCAGUCUUCAGAGCUUACAAGGGUUAGUUCUGUCUCUGCUUCCCUCUGCCAAGAGGAAAAGAGGUCAGACAAAUGGAAGUACAGGCAUGGCUCUAGACAUCAUGCUUCUGAGCAACACAUAAUGGGGUCGGAGGAGGGCUCAGAUUCUCAGGCAGGACAGCCAUCCCCUUUCCAGACACCCCUCAGCUGCAACUCAGUUGGUGGCUUACUGGCAAGGCAGCAUUCUUCUCUCCAGCACUGGUGCAGCCAGACCCCAGACUGCAGCUCAGACUCAGACGACACACAGAGCUCCUGCCACAGGAAGGUAAGACCUUCUACUGCUACUCACUUCUCCGAAUCUGAAAAGAAUUCACUAAUGAAGUCUGUAAUCUUGCCUGAGCUGGCCACUGUCUUAAAGGAUGCUUUGACAGCAGCCAGACAAAGCAUAACAUCUGUGGCACAGGCUAGGACCCAUUCAGUGAAGCAUCCCAGGAUACCAAUUGCAGAAGUUCCACUGGUUCCUUUAGAAGCAUCUGGGAGCAGUUCCCAGAUUUCUGAGUUUGAUCAUAUGGACAGCUUAAAAUAUCAAACAGCUCCUGGGAAGGAGAAACCUGAGGCUGACAAGGCCUUGGAGGUUGAAUCAGCCCCUGAAGAUGGGGAGGUGGCAUCUGAGUCCCCUACAGAAGAUCCAGAAGGACCAGAUCCUCUGCGUAAAUUUGACAUGGAGAAUCAGAAUUACCUUUUUGAACACAUAAAGAGGGUGCUAAUGUUAAAAUCUUCCAAAUCUGAAUGUGCCUCUGAAGAACUAUUUAUUCCCUCUGAAGAAGGCAAGGUAGAUAAUGCACUUCCUAUCCAUUCUGCUGUGGAAGAUCUUGUCUGCAGGAUUUGGGGAAAUCCAGAAGGCAAGCAUGAAGCCCCACCAAUCCUACAUAAGCUCUAUCCUUUUCCAGUGGAUAAAGCUGCUUUGUGGGGGACCUUGCCUGAGGUGGACAGAGUAUUGGUUACUGGUAAUUCUGUACUGUCAGUGCCUGAUAAUAGAGGUGCUCUCCCUAAAGAUCCUACUGACAGAAAGAUUGAGGAAGCAAUUAAAAGAUCUUUUAAGCUAGUUGCAGCCCAGCUUGGAGUAUCUAUCUACUGCACUUAUGCUUCUAAAGCUUUACUAAUAUGGUUAGAGGAAGAACAAGCUAGAUUCAAAAAGAAAUGGGUCCCAUCUGGUGCCAUGCAGAGAAAACGCAGGCUGUGUAAAAUUGCAGCUAAUUUUAUCCACGAUGCAGCUGAGGAUUCUCUCAGACUCACUGUUAAAAAUGUGGCAUGCCUCACUGUAGCCUGGAGAGCUCUCUGGCUGCGUCCUUGGAGCUCACCACUAGAUCUGAAAUGUAAACUGCUGUCCUUGCCAUACACAGGGGGCAAGCUGUUUGGUGAAUCCUUAGUCCAGAUCAUGAAGGAUGUCUCAGAACACAAGCACUACUUACGUCAGAGGAAAAAAAAGAGCUCGGCUGGAAGCUCUUCCUGUUCUCCUCACAAGGGUGUGAGUUCCUUGCGUUCUCCUCCAAAGUUCAAAGGAGGGAAGGGAAAGUAUAAGGUCUCACAGUCAUUUCAUGCCAAGUAUGAAAAGACAUCUCACUUUCAGAGAGAUAUCAGACCAUCAAGAGGAACUUUCUAAGAACAUAGACUUCCUAGUUUCACAGGAGCCGAGAAGUGUGGAAAGACAUGGAAAUGUUUCAGUAUUUCUGGACAAAUAAACCCAGUGCUUAGAAAAUUAGUUGUUUCCAAGUAAGAUUUAAAUUAUGAAGUUACUUAAAUCUUAAUGACUAAUUAAGCUAGAGAAAUCAUAGCUCUCAAAUCCCCUCUCUUUAGGGGAGGCUUUUUCCCCAUUCCAUUUCUAGGCUUCCUAGUGGUCUUGGGAUGGUUUGGAUUUGUUUGAAGUUUUGCACUCCUCAAUGUCAACUAAGAGAAUACUUUCUGUGUGAGAGCUGGCUGGUCUGCAGGACCAGACAACAAUCAGAUUUUUUCUGCCAUAUUGAUCUAGUGAAGGAAAUAAUGCUUUAGGAAAUGCAGGUGUUUCAGGAACUAUGGAAUGACUAUGGAUGCUAUAUUCCUGUGAUUGGAUGGAUUCCUUCAUUUUUACAUAAUAAGGGAAAACAGUGCCUCUGUAGCAAUUUUCUCUGCACUCUCAGUGGUUUUCUGAGUUGUAGAAGACUGAGACAGUAAAUUGUGGACAGUCAUUGUCUACACCAAGAACCUGCAAGAAACAGAAUAACUACCACAGAUGUGUGUUGAGGUCAGUGUAGGUGUAAAAAUCAGCCUAAAUUUUCCUCUUGGUCCAUAAAUGGAGAGAAAUUAAGGAGUUAUGACAGCUACAGACCUGUGAGUUCAUGGGUAGGAAGACUGGAAGCAAACAACUACAAGUGAAGGACGAAAGUCCAGUGGUCUGCAGAAUGUUCUUAAGAAGAUGAAACAGGAUAAGGCAACUACAGUGGAUGGAUUGAUAGUGUGGUAACACAGGAAAUUUGCACAUUUUUUUGCCUCUUUUCUUCAAUAUUUUGACACUGUUAUUUUUCCUAGAAAUUCUAGGAUAUGCUGUGAGACACUGUGGCAGAGUGUUCUGGGAUUGCUAGAUAAUAUAUUACUCUUCCCUCUUCUGAGCUAUCUAACAAUGAAAAUAAAGUUUGUAACCACAAUUGUGGGGGUUUUCUCUUGUAGUUACUUAACUUGCAGCUUAGGUGUGUUUCCCUAGGGACCUAGCCAUGAUUUGUGCCUCAGGACUGUAAUUCUAAGCUUGGUCCCUUGCAGAACAAGAGGUUAUCUCAGUGGACUGCCUGAAGAACUGAACAGUCCAAUUGGAUUUGGCAGUAGUCUUACUGUAUUCUAAUUUACACACAUGUACUUUCUUUGACAAUUCUUUUUUUAAUUCUUGAAUACUUGUGUGGUUAACAACUUUUUCAGCACAUUGCUUUUUAAAGCCAGGGCUUUAUCACCCUGUUUUUUCAGCUUCUGUCAGGAUUGAAGAUUGAGUAUUACAGAGAUGUUAAUGAAAAACUACUCAGAAGUCUAAUAUAGGUGUGCUUAAAUAAGAAAUAGUAAAAUGGUUUGAAGUCUGGAUUGACUGUAGUAAUAUUAGGACUCACAGUCCUAAUAAUUUAAGUGUCAGCAGAAACCUCUUAAGUAUAGGGACAGAUUCCCCUGGAGAAUGCAGGGAAGCCAUAGAGGAAGGAAUUUCUGUGGCUUUACCUAAUUGCUUUUACAUAAACAUUUCUGGGCUAUUGACCUGAGGUCACAGUAAAAGGAAUUUACUGCCAACAGUUUUCAUCUUCUGCAUCCACUUUCUGUGUCUCACAGCCCAGAAUGUUUUUCCCACUUUGUUGCAUGUUGCCUUUCACCUGACAGUUGUGCUGUGAGGAAAAGUAGUAUAUUGCUAACCAUAUAUUGAGUCUUUUUGCAUGUCUAAGAAUGUGGCAAAGUUUAGUUGGGAACUAGUUGCCUGCUGGACUGCAGAGGCAUCGUAAAAGUGUCUUCCCCAUUCUGACUGGUUGCUGCAUGUACCCAUGUCUAAGGAAGAAAAAUUGAAAAGUUGAAAGAAGAAAGGAGAUUUCAAGGUACAUAUUUCUUUCAAUAACUGAUAAGCUUGUGAAAUGGAAUUACUUUUUUUAAACAAAUAAAUUUGUACUUUGCACUAAUAUUAUUGCUACCUUCAUACUUCAUAUAUCUCUUAAUAAUUAACUUCAAGUUUGAGAUGUGUUUCAUUAAACUAAGAAGAAAAAGAAACAUUCAUAUAAUAGCAAUCAUUAAUGAUUUAUAUUUAAAUCAUGCUUUUAGAAUAUGCUUUAAUAUUAAACACUUUUCUUACUGAAAAAAUGUGCAUGGUACAUAUAAGUACUUAUCAAAAUGAUUGGUACAUGUGAAUCUUCUUUGAGAAAUUUGCAUCCCUAAAAAAUGCUAGUAUGGAAUUUAUUUUUACAGCAAAAAAUAGUAAAAGUAUGCUACACUUAACUUCCAUGGCUCUAAAAAAAGCAUACCCAUUCUCAUCUCAUGUUUGGUUCCCAUCAACUAUUGUUUUCUGACUAUUAAUUAUAUGCACUGCAUAAAUGAUGCUUUAAAAAACUUCUUCUUUACCACUGUAAUUUUAGUCAACCCAAUUUGCACUUUAUUUUUUAAUAUCACAAUAUUACAUUAGGUAUGUAAUUGAAGUCAGCAAGCAAAACCCCAAACAGAAACAGAAAGAAACUAUGGUUUAUCCUGAUUGCAGUUUGGAAUAGUUUUAUGAACAGUUGCAAGCAAGGUUGGCAAACCUUGUGGGUACAGUAUCAAAAUUUAUGGCUUUACCAUGUUUUGGCAAUAUAACAUUAUAUAUUCUACUGUCUAAAGUGUUCUAUAGCUCUUCCUAAUGUAAUUCAGCAGUUUUUGUAGUUUGCUUCUUGGCAGGAAACAGAUAAUACAUUCAUUUUGCCAGACCACCAGAGCCCCUCCUCUGUUUUGAAUCCCCAGGGUAGCAAAAGUCUUGUCCAAAACAUUGAUGUGUUCACUUUUUUCUCCUUUUCCUAUUUGUUUGGGUUUUUUCUCAAUUUCUUUUUCUUCCACCCAAAACACUGUGUUCAUCUUAAGAGUCAUAAUCCAGUUUGAUACAGAAAAAAUGGUACCAUGGCAAAUGUUACCUUUUCUGAACCAGGAGUGUCAAGCAUCUUGGAUAAUCCCACUUGUUUUUCCCACUGCCAGAGUCCUGACAGAACCUCUCUCUAGACUUCUGUAGUGCAACAAGUGAAGGAAUCCCCGGGUUCAGAUUUGAUUUUUGCAAUUUCUGUGACUAUGCUCUCACACCAGUACCCACCUCCAUGUAGUUACACUCCUGGUAAAUCUGCAGUUUUGUUUGCUUUC